Molecule: messenger RNA, 1320 nt
Organism: Mangifera indica (mango)
Lineage: Eukaryota; Viridiplantae; Streptophyta; Magnoliopsida; Sapindales; Anacardiaceae
Product: histone-lysine N-methyltransferase 2B-like
Exons: 1
Coding region: 128-1162 (344 amino acids)
Source: RefSeq, a predicted model, not a curated record
CCCCAUUGGCCCUUUCUUUCUUUUCUUUCUCUCUUUCUUUCUCUUGUUGAAAAACUUAAACUUCCCUCACAUACUCUCAAUCUUGCUCUAUUAUCUUUUCUUAUUUGCAUGCAUUUUGGAGGAAGAAAUGGCUGAUCAAGGUGGUGGAAUGAGAGAAUACAGAAAAGGGAACUGGACUGUGGCAGAAACCAUGGUGUUGAUAGAGGCAAAACAGAUGGAUGAUGAGAGGAGAAUGAAGAGAAGUAGUGGCGGGGAUCAGCAUCAUCAAAGUAGUGAAGGAAGAAGCAACAAACCAGCUGAGCUGAGAUGGAAAUGGGUUGAAGAUUACUGUUGGAGAAAAGGGUGUUUGAGGAGCCAAAACCAAUGCAAUGACAAGUGGGAUAAUCUCAUGAGAGACUACAAGAAAGUGAGGGAUUAUGAAAGAAAAGUUGCAGAUUCUCAAAAAGGAGAUCAAGGAGACCCAACACAACAACAACAUGUACAGCAAUCUUAUUGGCAGUUGGAGAAGAAUGAGAGAAAAGAAAAGAAUUUGCCAAGCAACAUGUUGUUUCAGAUAUAUGAAGCUUUAGUGGAGGUGGUGGAGAAGAAAGGAUCAGCAAGUCAAAGAGUAAUGGUAAGUGGGUCACCUUCUUCAUAUCAUCAGGUGGUGGACAGCAGGCCUCUCACUUUACUUCAUCACCAUUCUUUGCCUCCUCUUCUGCAACAAAUGCAACCUCCAUCUCCAGUUCCUAUUUUACCCAUCCCUCUUCCACCACCACCACCUCCUCCUCCCCCACCACCACCACAAUCUCAUCACUCAGAUUCAGAUACAAGUGAGUUUUCUGACUCACCUGCAAAGAGGAGGAGGAGGAGGAGAAAUGGAGGAGAAGGAACAAGUACUGCAAGUGGAAGCGCUUCUCGUGAAGUGGGCACAGCUAUUUCCAAAAGUGCUUCCAUAAUAGCAGAAGCACUUCAGGCCUGUGAAGAGAGAGAAGAGAGAAGACACAAAGAUCUUUUAAGUCUCCAUGAGAGAAGACUGGAGAUUGAAAAAUCCAAGACUGAGAUUAACAAGGAAGGGAUUAAUGGCCUUGUUGAUGCCAUUAAUAAUCUUGCUAAUUCCAUUCUUGCUUUGGCCUCCAACAAGAACCAGCAAUCUUCUUCUUCAUCACGUGAUCCAAAAUGAUCACCAUCACCAUCAUGUUCAUCUUCAAGUAAUUAUUAAAAUCAUCUAUUUAAUCUCUUUAAGAUUAGUUUCAGUAAGAGAGGAAGAGAGAGAGCUUAAUCCCAAUUUAUUGUACAUAAAUUAUUGAUAAUCAAUCCCAUAUCCAUUUUCAUGUUGCA